This is a messenger RNA of Aspergillus glaucus CBS 516.65, 658 nucleotides long. RefSeq lists its product as uncharacterized. The transcript is spliced from 2 exons. Bases 168 to 515 code for a protein of 115 amino acids. The record is from RefSeq and is a predicted model, not a curated record. NCBI's taxonomy places the organism in Eukaryota, Fungi, Ascomycota, Eurotiomycetes, Eurotiales, Aspergillaceae.
AUUGGGUUGGAGAGGCAUCUUUGACUCGAUUCUGAUAUCACUAGCCACACCGCAUCUAUGACUCUUCUCGUGAACUACCAGACUUGAACAAUGCUCGACAAUUUUGGUAUUCUGCGGUUAUCACUCACGGACAGGAAGUUAGGGGACUCCCCGAUAUAUGUGUUGGCAUGCGCGGGUGCUUUUCCAGGAGCACGUCUUCCGUCCACCUCAUGACACGAUGCUUGGCCGCGCUCGUUUCGAGGAAUCUGGCCAUCUGGGCAAGGCGCUCUUAUCUAUCAGCCUGGAUAACUUCCGUAGUGACGAUAAAGUUGUCUUCUAUGUUUACGCAUUGCAUUGACACCAAUCGGGUUCCCGUGGAGUGCCUGGAUCCUGAUGUCUCCCCUGUACACUCUCGCGGGGUCAUCACCAACCAUGUGCUGUUAAAACAACGUGCCCAGACUAGAUACAGAAACAUUGACGACCACCUGGAAGAACGACUAGAACUGAAUGGCGCUGUAAGAUGCAUUGCGACUUGAUUAUUGCGUGACCUGAGGGUCACUGUCAAAGCUACACAAGCUUGUCUACUCCAGCUUGUCUUUAAAGUUCCAACGGCGAAAAUGGUAUCAUCUUCAAUGGUUUUCCGACGACGAUACCAAGGAGGAACGGCGUCUCAUCCUUA